Rhizophagus irregularis DAOM 181602=DAOM 197198 is the source of this 3042-nucleotide messenger RNA. NCBI's taxonomy places the organism in Eukaryota, Fungi, Glomeromycota, Glomeromycetes, Glomerales, Glomeraceae. The record is from RefSeq and is a predicted model, not a curated record.
AUGUCCGAUUUUUUUGAUUUCGACCAAUAUCCUCAUGGUAAUUAUCUUGGAACACUUAAUUUUAUAUGGAAAGCACCUGAUACUGAAGAAACAAGUGAAUAUUAUGAAACUCUUAAAGCACAGAUGAUUACUCGUAUAAAUGACAUAAUACCAAUAUAUUGUACAAGACAAAUGAGGAAAAAUGUGCUUCAAAAGGCAAGUUGUGAACAUUAUUUAAUGUUGUAUCACGAUUUAACUGGUGAUGCUUCAUUAUCAAAUGAUCAAAUAAGUAAAGAGAUAGAAGAAAGAUUACGUCUUAUGAUGUUAUUGGAAGAUCCUUCUAUAAUAAUUGAUCUUAGGACUAAUAAUGGAUUUCGAGGGUCAAAAUUUGAUAUAUUUUGGGAUGAACUUGAUGGAUAUUUUAACGAGCAUAAUAAUACAGUUGUUAAUGAACGCCGAACAGAUGCUGUUUUAUAUAUUCCAUAUACUAUAUCUAUUCGGGAAUUGAGAGAAAGAAUUAUUACUCGUUUAAAUACAAAAUAUCAAGGCUUACCUCUGUCAAGUGGUGUUUCUAUUCCAUCAGAAGAGUGGAUAAGAUUGAAUUUUGCACUAUCUAAUGCAUAUACUACCAAAGCCAUGCAGUAUACUAGGCGUUUUAAUGUGAAGUAUAAGGUGCAAUCCCGAUUGUUACGAAAAUCCAGUGAAGAUGAACAUUAUUGUCACACGAUAUUUAAGUAUGAACGCGAAUUUAACAUCAAAUAUCAAGAUUAUGCAUGUUUUAUCUCGGCAGAUGAUAAGCACAAAGUGCCUAUUGGUGAGGAUGUACCAGUAUCUACAGGCGUUCGCAAUAAAAAGACUUUGGCACCAGCUGAAGGAGAAAUUACAGCAGCCGAUCAUGACUUUACUAAGUUGUCAUUAACACCAUCUAUUACUUUAUUCAUUAACAUUCCAAAUGAUAUAUCUGAAUCUUUCUAUGAUGGAAAAGUAUAUGCCUGCUUUAAAGAUGCCAUUUUUCAACCGAGUAGUGCAUUAAGGCAUUCAACAGAAUUUUUUAACCUGAUGAAUCGUCAGUAUCCAACACAAUCUUUACCCUCAAUAUUGUCGCUCUAUACUGAUGGAGGUCCCGAUCACAGAUGCACCUUUGGAUCAGUUCAAGUAGCUUUAAUAUGUUUAUUUUUAGCAGGCAAUUUUGAUAUGUUAAUCGCAGUUAAGACAGCUCCACAUCAUAGUUGGUGUAAUCCUGCAGAAAGAAUUAUGAGCGUGAUUAAUUAUGAACUUCAAGGUGUUGCUAUAGAAAGAGAAAAAAUGCCUGAGGAAUUUGAAGACGAAUUUGAGGCUUUAAGGACAUUAGAAGAUAUACGCGAAAAAGCAAAAGAUAAUCCAUGCUUAAAGGUGGAAUUAGAAAAAUGUAUUGUAACAGUUCAAGAACUGCUUCGCGAGCGUACAGAACAUUUAGUUUGGAAAAAUGAAGCAUUCAAAACUGAAAAUCCUGCAUCUGAUUUGGAAAUUAAUGAGAUGUUUGAGAUCAAAAAAUGUAAUCAAACUUCCUGUGAAGUUUGUUAUCAAAUUAGAAUGCCAACAGAUGUCUUUCAAAACUUACAUUUUUUACCUGAUCCAAUACCAUCACGAGAAUCUAAAGCUGAACUGGCGCCAAGUAAUAUUCUCAUUUCUGCUAAAAUUAGAGAAUAUAUAAAAUGUAAUUCUUGUAGAAAAACACGAUGCCUUUAUAGUAAUUCCCGUUUAACAGAACAACAAAAACAAGAUUUAAAAUUGGUGUUACAAACUUAUACAUAUACGUGUGGAUCACCAAUUUUUCCAGAUGAUCAUAAUUUGGCUCAAGAGAUUUUUGUUAGAGUUCAAAUUUCUUGUGAUUCCCCUAUUGAAUUGCUUUAUUAUUCUUCAAAAAAAGUAGGAAAUAUUCCAAUCUGCUAUUGGUGUGGUGCAAAUAGUGAUUUUAAAAUUGUGCCUAAAAAUCUACAGGAAAAAUUCAAGUUAAUAUAUCCAUUAUGUAAUAUUUGUAAUGAAAGUGGGAAAUCAUUUUAUAAACGGUUGGAAAAGAAGGCAAUAUGUAAUCAUGAAAUAAAAGACUUUAGAGAAAGUCACAGAAUCAAAGGAGGAAAGACUGACCUAAUUGAACUAAUGGAGCGUAAGGAUUUUAUAACAAGUACUCAAUCAAGAAAAACAAAAAAUAUAAUGUUUUUAGAAGACAUCCUAGAGGCAGACAGUAUCACUUUACUAAAAUGGAAGCAUUUAUGUAAAGAAAGAGGAAAGAACACGAAAGGUAAAACGCCGAAAUGGUUUAAAAAAUUAGAAUCGAAAUUAAUAGCAGAUGAAAGUGGACAAAGCAAGAAAUACAAAAGAAUAGGAAUACAUUUAGAACUAGUCGGAGAUAGUUAUGACUUAAACAAUUCGCCUCAAUUGAAGAAAUGUCAAGGAUGUUAUAGAAACAUUAAUAGAAGAAAAGAAGAAGACUAUAUUAAACCGUACGAAACUCUAAAUAAUAUUAUAAAAAAGAACGAAUGGUUACGAACGUAUACAAAAGAAGAUAAAAAAGACAAGUCGUUUAACAAUAAAAUAGAAUUAAUCGACAAAAUAAUAAAAACGAAUGACAAAAAUUUUUUGGAUAUAAGUCAUCAGGCUGGAUCCACUUCUCUUACCGAAGAUCUUGGUCUCGAUCUAGUAGACAUCUAUGGAAUCCAUAAAUGGAUCCAAAUGCAGGUAUCGCCCCUCAACGACCCGGACAUAGUAAGAGAAAUGGUCAGAAACCUUCCAGUCAAAGAAUUCGGAAAGCAUCUCAAGAUAAACAGACUCUGGUACAACUGUUGUAAAGCUGAGUUGUGGAAGCGGCAUGAGAAAGCCGAGAAGGCAUACGACAGGGCAGUAGAAAAGAAGAAAAAAGCGGAGGAUGAUCUUGGUCAAUCAUUUGAGGAGGAGGGUAUUGGAAAUCGUGAACUUCAUGAGCUUAAUUGGAAGGAGUAUCAAAAGGCUUGUAAAGAGUUAUCAGAAGCUAGAAAAGAGCAUGGUAUGGUAAGGUGGGCUCUUGAGCGGUGUGGAUUUUACUAG